This is a messenger RNA of Suillus clintonianus, 333 nucleotides long. RefSeq lists its product as uncharacterized. NCBI's taxonomy places the organism in Eukaryota, Fungi, Basidiomycota, Agaricomycetes, Boletales, Suillaceae. The annotation marks the transcript as partial. The transcript has 2 exons. The record is from RefSeq and is a predicted model, not a curated record.
UUUCAAGUCCUGCCAAGUCGACUCAACACCGCCACUAUCCGCGGCCCUCAGGUUGGCUACAGUAUCUGUAACUCUACCGCUGAGAACCAGAAUUCUAUGUGCCAAACCUCAAUGGUUAACCCCAUCGAUGGCGCGUCCUUUGCAACCAUCGCACGCGAUUUCUGCUUGCGGGCGCCUUUCACCUCCACUAGCGGCGAUACUGCGCAAGAGGAGGUUGCACGGCGUGCUAAGUCUGGUCACGGCAUUCGUCUCAUUCCCAACGGCGCCCUUCAGGGCGUUCAGUUACUCCGCACGUUGGAGUACAUCCAGAUUGCUGGUUUCAUUGACCAGACG